Paramecium sonneborni is the source of this 553-nucleotide messenger RNA. The record is from the annotation of a GenBank genome assembly. Lineage: Eukaryota; Ciliophora; Oligohymenophorea; Peniculida; Parameciidae.
UAUGCUGAAGAGUUGGUCUUAAAAAUAAAAGCGCAGAAUAUUAAAUAUUUUUCUUAAGAAUAUAAAAUAAUUUAUUAAAGAUUUUUUAAAAAUUUAAAAUAAUAUGUAAAUUUUUGUUAAGACCCUUACGGGUAAGACCAUCACACUUGAUGUUGAGCCAUCUGAUACUAUCGAUGCUGUUAAAGCAAAGAUUUAAGACAAAGAAGGAAUUCCUCCUGAUUAAUAAAGAUUAAUUUUUGCUGGAAAACAAUUAGAGGAUGGAAGAACUCUUUCAGAUUAUAACAUUUAAAAGGAAUCAACUCUUCAUUUGGUAUUGAGACUCAGAGGAGGUGGUAUGGAACCAACCAUUGCUGCUAUUGCCAAAAAGUACAACGUUGAAAAAAAAAUAUGCAGAGUUUGUUAUGCCAGGUAUUAAAUUUAAAAAAAUAAAAUAGAUUACCACCAAAAGCUCAUAACUGUAGAAAAAGAAAGUGUGGACACUCAAAUUAAUUAAGAAUCAAGAAGAAGCCUAAGGAUUGAUAUAAUAAUAAUAAAUAGUACAAUAAUAAAUAAA